AUGCAGACCGAUCAGCCACCCGAGAUGCCACCCAACCCGAAGGAUGAAUCCCGCACCCUAAAAAGCAUCAGAAAGAUAAUGGAGAAGCUAGAAGGUCGAAACGUCCUCAACUUCAUAUCCCCGUCUUUUUGCGAUACAAACAACAUAGUUUUGCUGCCCCUGGAUCUCGAGGCCAAACACCAUGGAAAGGGUAAAUCUUCAACUACUCCCCUGCUCUUCGAACCUCUUCCAAUCGAAGCUUUGCACACCUAUCCCAUCGACCCUCACCCCUACACCACAAUAGACAAGCGUGAAGACUCCUGCUACACUAUUAAAGACUACGCAACUAUCAAGAAAGACUCGUGCGAGUCAUAUCCGCCCUUUCGCUUGAAAGAAAUUGCCAUCAAGCUAGAAAGAUGGAUCCAUCUCGCUCCACGAACUCAUCGCUACUAUGCCGUGCCCGCUACUUUGACGCAUAUUGGGAUCUGGUAUCCGUCCAUCACAACCGACAAAUUGUACGCCCGGACAUCCAACAUUUAUGACAAGCUCGGACAAUAUCUGUACACGGUGAAUCGAUUUUUCGAAUGCAUAGAUGAUAAGUACCCAUAUAUCGUCAUGAUCACUCAACAUUGGUGCCAAGAGCGAUGUCCUGAGGACUCUAUGAUGCGAUUUGAGCUGCUGGGCAUACUUCAGACGAUGCGCACCCGUCUGGAGCAAGAUGAAAUAGACUCGGAAGGGAUGGUGCCUGUCCUCAUGGUUUCGUUUAUGAUACCCUCGCAUGCUCGGAUUCUGCAGGCACAUAUGCACAACGGGAAGUUGGUUGUGGCGCACAGCCGCAUUUAUAGCUUCGAAACUAUGCGUGAGGCGCCGAUGGAUCUGUUCACAAGAUGGCUGCUUUCGACUCCUGUUGGGUUUUUUAAAUAAACUGAAACGGACUACCAGUACCCUUGAGUUGAAUUGAUGGAUAAGAAGGACAAGUGGAAAGCGAUGGUGGUAAAUAGGAAAAGUUGAAUGGGAACCGAGGAGGCCUAUCUCGCAGAGAUUCGGCAGUUGCUUGCAAGAUCGGUCCUUCAGAUUAGCUUGGUAAUUUAGAGAUGGAAUAUCAAACGUAUCCAAUAAUAUUGAAACAUUAGCCGGUUUGCG
Aspergillus neoniger CBS 115656 is the source of this 1122-nucleotide messenger RNA. RefSeq lists its product as uncharacterized. The record is from RefSeq and is a predicted model, not a curated record. Bases 1 to 903 code for a protein of 300 amino acids. Lineage: Eukaryota; Fungi; Ascomycota; Eurotiomycetes; Eurotiales; Aspergillaceae. The transcript has 3 exons.